CAAAAAAAGCCGUGCUUUUGUCGUUCGCACGCUUUGUCGUUUUCGCGCAUCGGCAGGAAAAAGAGCAAAAAAAAGGAACAAAAGUGUGGUGUGGUUUGGUUUGUGCGGCCAUCAUCGAUGCGGUAGUGCAAAUUCCAUAAUCGUUCGCUUCCAUUAGUCCUCGAAGGCAUCGAAAUAUUCCCUCCGGGAAGUGCUAUUGUAGUCGGAAAGAGACUAGCUGGACGGUUGUGUGCCCUUCUGCCGUGAAAGCGGCGUGCUUGUGUUGUCCCCGCGGGAAGUGGAUUGUUUUCGCCGCCUGUCGCCACUAGGACCGUGGUCGCCAUCGAGCGUUUCUUGCUUCCGAAUCUGACGGCGAACGGUUUCAUCGGGACCACAUAACUACGUAAUUAACAGUAUUUCCGCUCCGGAUAACCCAACAGCAUGGCCAGCACCGACGUAAACAUGGAAACGGCAUCAUCGUCAUCCACGGCAGCAACGACCCCUAACGGGAACACCAGUGGCGCCGAGAACCUGGCCACUAACGCCGAGGAGAUGACUUCCCGGGAUUACUACUUCGACUCGUAUGCACAUUUCGGCAUCCACGAGGAGAUGCUCAAGGACGAAGUGCGAACGCUGACCUACCGGAAUUCCAUGUACCACAAUAAGCACCUGUUCAAGGGUAAAACCGUGCUGGACAUUGGCUGCGGUACGGGAAUCCUGUCGAUGUUUGCCGCCAAGGCCGGUGCGGCCAAGGUGAUUGCCGUCGAGUGCUCGAACAUCAUCGACUACGCACAGAAGAUCGUCGAGGCCAACAACCUGAGCCAUAUCAUCACACUGGUGAAGGGCAAGGUCGAGGAGAUCGAACUGCCCGAGGGCAUCCAGCAGGUGGACAUCAUUAUCUCCGAAUGGAUGGGAUACUGCUUGUUCUACGAGUCGAUGUUAGACACUGUCAUCUACGCUCGUGACAAGUGGCUAAAGCCGGAAACGGGCAUGAUGUUCCCGGAUCGGUGUACGCUGUUCGUGUCCGCCAUUGAGGACCGCCAGUACAAGGACGAGAAGAUCAACUGGUGGGACAACGUGUACGGUUUCAACAUGAGCUCGAUCCGGAAGGUGGCCAUCAGUGAACCGCUGGUGGAUGUAGUCGAUCCGAAACAGAUCGUCACCAGCUCGUACAUGAUCAAGGAGAUCGACCUGUACACCGUCCGGAAGGAAGAUCUGGAUUUUGAGACUCCGUUCCACCUGAUCGUGAAGCGAAACGACUUUGUUCAGGCGUUGAUCACCUAUUUCAACGUGGAGUUCACCAAGUGUCACCAGCGUUUGGGCUUCAGCACCUCUCCGGAGGCCGCCUACACCCACUGGAAGCAGACGGUGUUCUACUUUGACGAAUACCUGACCGUCAAGAAGGGCGAGGAGAUCUACGGAAUGUUCAAGAUGAAGCCGAACGCCCGCAACAAUCGGGAUUUGGACUUCUCCAUUGAUCUGCACUUCAAGGGCGAGCUUUCGCAGGUAAAUGAAAAGAACCAUUAUCGGAUGCGUUAGGAGCAUUGAGGUGGCAAUAUGUGGACGAUCCUAACAAUUCUUUUAAAAUUAAGAAAAAUCCUAUUUAGUAGAACAAACCUAUUUCGACUUGAUAUCAUUCAAUGACCCACCCGUACAGGAUACAAAAUUUACAAAAAAAAAGAAGCUUAGAAGUCUUAUUUAGGAGCGAAAUUUUACUAUGUUUUAUAUGAGUUGACGUUUCGCUCGCGAAAAUCUCAUCAUAAAGUGAUUUUCUCACCAUUCUACGCCAUUCAACCAAACAAUAUGUCAAGAAGGUAGGGCUAGUAGCAGAUAAGGAACAGGAUACCGUAUUUAAAUCCAUUAGGCAUUUGAAUGAAGUAGAGCUCACUCUUGAACAAGAAUAUGUUAAAACCUUUUUUUAAGCAUUAAAACAUUGUAGACUAACUCUAACCAAGAACGUCUGAAUCCAUAAUUAAACCCAAUAGAAAUCAACGUCAAUGUUGACCGAAAGGGAUACUCUCACAAAUAAAAAGAAAGGUCAACCAUGUACAUCGACAAUGCCCUAUUGGUUCUUACUAUGCGAGAAAAAAGCACGGUCAACUAUGACCGAUGAAACGCCAACCACAACGUCAGUCCAAGUAGGCGUACCAGUGAACGAACCCGUAUCUAAUAACCGUAUCUAUACUCGCGCGUGUCAUAGUUAUGCAUUAAUUACAAAAAGGGCGUCACUUGCGCGCGCAUUACCACACAGUGAUUGCGAUCUGUAUCGCAUGAUUGCGACAUUCAAAAUAUAUAUCCCGGUACAGUAUCAGGAGA
This is a messenger RNA of Aedes albopictus (Asian tiger mosquito), 2295 nucleotides long. It is a transcript of the gene Art1, whose product is annotated as protein arginine N-methyltransferase 1. Gene Ontology annotation, biological process: peptidyl-arginine methylation. Lineage: Eukaryota; Metazoa; Arthropoda; Insecta; Diptera; Culicidae. The transcript is spliced from 3 exons. The coding region runs from base 421 to 1518 and encodes 365 amino acids. Gene Ontology annotation, molecular function: protein-arginine N-methyltransferase activity. Gene Ontology annotation, cellular component: nucleus. The record is from RefSeq and is a predicted model, not a curated record.